AUUGUGUAUCGGCGGAGCGCGUUCGCUAGACGUGUGACUCACGUUCCGAAUUCAAAUAUCCGAGUCGCGUUCGAUCGCCGAUCGUUACGAACCACGAGUUUAAUUCGGGCACCAUUAUUUUUGUGUACUGUUUUAUUUUAUUGUGUGUUUUGUGUUUUAUAUUUUGUUUUAGUACUUUAUUUCGCUUGACAGUACGUUACUGUUGAGGUUUAGUUUUGUGGAAAUAAUGCCGGAGCACCGGUGUGAUUGGACAGUUUAGCGUGCUCAGUUUGUUUCUGUUUCAAUUUGUUUUUGUUUCAAAAGUUUUUUAUUUAUUUUAUUUUUGGUUUCGUCAAAUACCUUCUUAUUAUUCUGAUGUCUGUGAACGCGAGAGGAACAAUGGUAACGCAUUUGAAGAAACAUGUCAUCUAAACGGAAGUCGCCACCGUCAAAAUUGCAAGAAGGUGCCGCCGAGAACGCCAAUACUGAAGCGGGACCCGCUACCCUGGAUUUCGCAGACCACCCCGAGUCUUCGGACGAGCAACACAGCUACUACAAACUCUCCCCAAGCUGCUCAACAAGGAGCUCGAUCAGCGAAGACGAACAGCCCAACGAAGACGAAAGACCAAGCAAAAAGCAACGUUUCGAAUCAUUAGAGAUGACCAACAAUCUAUUAGUACCAUCGUCUUUUCUAAGUCUGCACCAAAUAAACGAUCUGCAGGCUCGGAGACGUGGCUCCUCAGAAUGCAGCAGUCCUGGUGCUGAGGCGAAGGUUUUGGGUCUUUGUAAUAACAAUAACUCAUUGCUGAAUCAUAACAGUGCAUUAUCUUUGGCGCAUCCUCAUAAGAGGUCCAUGGAUGACGUGCUCAAGAGGUUGACCUCGAAAAUGAACAACAGUACAAUUAAAGAAGAAAAGCGGCCGACUCCGUCUACCACGCCAGUUAAGCAGAACAACGAGCGACGAGGAGUUCUAGACGCGGCGGCGAUCCAAGCCCUUGCCGGAGAGAGUGUACUGGAGAAGGAGCGGCAGGUCUCCGAGCUGAUACUGCAGCUGCAGAUGGUUCGGGAGCAGCUGUUAGCUCAACAGGAACACGCCAAGAGCAUAGGCAACAUGUCGGCGGAGUUAGAGCUGCAGAGGCUACAGCAGGAACAGCUGCGAAGACAGGAGCUGGUCCGUCGUGGACAGCACGGUCUCUAUCCUGGACCGCCGCUGGCGUUGCUGCCUCUGUUGGAGCAGAUGAGGCCGCAGCAACCUCAACCACCGAACAUGCAAUCGGCUCCGUGGCCAGCCACAGCCCAGCUGGCGCAGCUCUCCGCCAGCGCCCGAUCCCCACCGCCCCAAGACCCUGAUGCGCCACUAAACCUCAGCAAGCAGCGUUCCCCGUCUCCCCAGCAACCCAUGAUGCUGUCGAGAUUCGUGCCCUACCCACCAAUGGAAGAGAAGUCUCCGUAUAUGCAGAAAGACGACGACUACAACAACGCUUGCAACACUUCCUCGUGGUCUCAGUCUCCAGCCGAAGAUGUAGAGAAGGCAAAAUUGGUACGUCAGCCUCGCCGCGACGAGACCGGAAAACCGCACAUAAAAAGACCCAUGAACGCGUUCAUGGUUUGGGCAAAGGACGAACGCAGGAAGAUCCUCAAAGCGUGCCCCGAUAUGCACAAUUCCAACAUAUCCAAGAUCCUAGGAGCCAGAUGGAAGGCCAUGUCGAACGCUGAGAAGCAGCCUUAUUACGAAGAACAGUCAAGACUAUCGAAACUUCACAUGGAAAAACAUCCCGAUUACAGAUAUCGACCAAGACCGAAAAGAACGUGCAUUGUUGACGGGAAGAAGAUGCGAAUAUCCGAAUACAAGAAUCUGAUGCGGACGCGCCGACAGGAGAUGCGGCAGUUGUGGUGUCGCGACGGGGGCAGCGAGCUGGGCUUCCUGCCGGGGCUCUCGUCUCCGGGCCCCUCGAACAGUUCCCCUCCCCCGAACGGGGGCAGCUACAUGAACCAGUCGUUCUCCCCCCCGCUGUCCCCCGGCGAGGAGGAUUGAGGGUCGGCGCGCGGCUGGCCCUACCCGCACGCCGCGCCGCACCUACUCCACGCACACCACCCCUGGUAAACCAUCGCGAGUUUAGACAAUUCGACUUUUGUCCGGAACGCUAAAACAUUGAUUUGGAAUAGGCAAUCGGACAAUAUCACAAAAACUCUUUAAACGAAAUGGAAACUGUUAUUUCAUAAACUAUCCUACUUAUAAACGCGUGACGUCAUACGUGGGUACAUAAACGAGGUCAUUUGUAGUGUUUCGAGAACGAUUUAAAUUAUUAGGAAAUGUAAUCUUGUGAUUUAAUGUAACAUUAAAAUUAAUGUGUAUUCAUUUUAAUUAUUUCAGAUAAAUGUAUUGAUUAAUUAAUUAUCUGUAUGUAUCGUUGUAAAAUUACACAUUGAUUUUUGAAACCCCCCGAUUGCCUAUUGUAUUGAUAACGAUAUAGUAUUUGGCUAAUGAAUGUAGUAAUAAUCUAGAAAUAUUUAUUAUCAUCUUAGCUCCUCACGUGCGAUAUCAGCAGGCAAAUUAGAUACUAAAUUAACCUAUGUAAGUGUAAAGGUAUGGCUACAAGGAUCUUUACGUCAUUAUACGCUAUCCGUCACUGCUUUUGUAAAUAAACAUGAAAACUAUAGAAGUUUACUUAAUCAAACUAAUUGUUGAUAAACUAGUGUCUCGAAUCGGAUCUCUCGUAUAAACAUUUAUAUUAAAAUAAUGAGAUUAUUCCAUUAGAGAAUUAAGGAUUUGUAACGCAUAUCUCAUUGUCUAUACUAAAGUUUUUUUUUUUUUUUUUAAUAAAAUCAUACAUCACUUUUAAUUGGAAUGCUGUAAUUUUUUUUUUUCAUAUAUUAUUUUUUUAAUAUCGUUUUGUUUUUUUAUCUAGUUACAUAAUUCAUUUUCUUAAGAAUAUGCAUAUUAUUUUGAAAAGGUGAAUCGGACUGUGUCACAGAAUACCAUCAUCACAAGUAAAUACUACGUGUAAUCUGUAUAUAAUCAUGUUGUUAGCUUUGUAGAUAACAUUCACAUAAUAACACUUAAGUAAUAUCCGGCUAAUAUUUAGGUAUUGUAAGUUCAUAUAUUGAUGUAGAGACUUAGGAUUUAGUGAAACUUUUGACUUUUGCGUGGCCAUGUAUAAAAAUUAGUUCGAAGUAAAAUAUAACGAAAACUCGUUGUUACGAAGUUAAUAUGCGAAACCAAAAAUAAGCUUUGUGCUUUGAAAACGUUUGUGUUGUGAACACACAUGGGAAGCUGUAAUCCAGUGAGAUUAUAUGCGUAAUGAUUUAAAUACUCAUAUUUUAAGAGAUUGGUAGAAGACAUUUCUACGGUGAAUGUAAAUAGAGUAAUAAAAAAAAACAUGGUUAAUGUUCUUUUAAUGUCGGUUAAAUAAAAAUAUGUGUAUACUUAAAGAAACUCACAGUAAGUAUAAUAUCUUCUGACAACAUUUUAGCAUUUAGGUUGUUGUAUGAGAACUGAACAUUCACAUUGUGAACAUUCGUGAGUUUUUUUUGUUUGUUUUUAAUUGUAAUAAACUCAUAAUAAUUAGGUAUUUUAGAUGAAAAUGUCAUAAUAUGAAUGACAGCAAAAUUAGGUGAAUCACUAUAAUUGAAAUGCCAUAACUAGGUCAAUUUUAAUGAUGUCAAUUUGUCGAAAACCCUAAAUUAAAUACGAAUAAUGUUCUUAUUCAGUCAACAUUUUGUAAACAAGUUACGAAUUCAUACAAAAUAAAACACUUUCGUGCAAAACGUAGACCUAAAAGGACCUGAUACUACUGCACGUGACGUUUUGACAUUUCGUGACUGUCAAUUUUGACACGUGCGCGUAUUUGGGGCAGCGUUAUUUAAAUACUAAAAAAAAAACAUAUUGAAUUUUUCGCUUUAUCGAAUCGUGCAAUUUAUUAUAAGUAGGUUUUAGACGAAUAAUAAACUGUAGCCACACACACCCAUAUUAAAUAUUGUAUCAAGUAGAUUUAGUACUUGUGUAGUUGUAACUUGUAAAUCGAGUAAUGUUGAUGUAGACGCCAUUUCUAUUGUUAUUUAUUUCAUCUUAGCGUAUUUUGUUUUGUUUCAUUUUAUUAUUUCUUAAUAAUUUUUGUAAGUAAAAUGCCAGUAAUCGAAGAUUAUUUAGCGUACGUUCGUGGCUAUUAAUAUGACGUUUUAAAUUAAGUAGUACAUGCUAAGGGUUAGUAAUGUGGUUAAAUUAUUUAUUUUUUAUGUUGAAAUACUGUAUAUAGAUUGAUUUAUUUCGAUUUAAAACGUUAUCUGUGGUUAUAUGUAGCGUUACUUAACUUGUCAGUGAGCGAUCUCGAUCGAUUGAUAUUACAGCAGCAACAGUACGUACUUCUUGCCAUAAACACUCUUGUUAGUACGCAAUGUACUUAAAAAUUUGUUAAAAUUAAUGAAUAGGUUUUUUUUUUAAUUGUUUUUUUUUUGUUAUUGUCUGAACAUAUUUAAUUAGGAUUGGAGGAUCUGUUUUUAUUUCUUUCUCAAAUCAUUUAAGUAGCUAGAAUUUAGGUUUUGAAUACCAAGUAUAAAAAUUCAGGACACAUUAUCUAAAAAUUGUGCCAAAACCCAGAAAGUAUAAUAAAAUCUAAACAUUAAAAAAA
This is a messenger RNA of Bombyx mori (domestic silkworm), 4607 nucleotides long. RefSeq names its product transcription factor Sox-5 (gene Sox102F). Gene Ontology annotation, cellular component: nucleus. The transcript is spliced from 7 exons. Gene Ontology annotation, biological process: regulation of transcription by RNA polymerase II; cell fate commitment. Gene Ontology annotation, molecular function: DNA-binding transcription factor activity, RNA polymerase II-specific; RNA polymerase II cis-regulatory region sequence-specific DNA binding. Bases 401 to 2014 code for a protein of 537 amino acids. The record is from RefSeq and is a predicted model, not a curated record. Lineage: Eukaryota; Metazoa; Arthropoda; Insecta; Lepidoptera; Bombycidae.